AUGCACAAUCGAAAUAGGGACAGACGGCCACCCCACGCCCCCGAAAUUCAUCGACGCCAUAACGCGCGACUGGCCAGCAGACCUGCACUCCUCCAUCCUGCGCGCGUUCGAAACAACCUCUCCAUAUUCGAACUCACCCGCGUGAACUACGCAGCCGGCGCGCUUUACGCUGAGAUCACAAAUGCCCUCCUGGCCAAAACGGGCUUGAAGGCUGAGGAUAUAGAUGUUGUGGCAUAUGAUGGCCAGACAAUAUACCAGGAACCGCCGGACCGAGACAAAAUGGCCGACUUUCACAAUCAAAACCAAAACAAAGACGAAAGCCAAAGUCUCGUCGACCGCUGGACAAAAGCCUCGUACGCGUGCGGCCUGUUCAUCGCAGAAUCCGGCGUCGUGGCCGCCCUAACCAACAUCACCACAGUAACGCAGUUCCGGCCGGUCGACCACGCCCUCGGCGGUUCUGGGGCGCCACUGAUGCAGUAUUUGGAUUUUGUUGCGUUUCGGCGUCAGCCUGGCGGAGGAGGCCCGACGGUAACGUUGAAUAUCGGCGGGAUUGCGAAUCUGCAGCUUGCGCACCGGGACCGGGAUAGGAUGCUGGCGUUUGAUACGGGGCCUGGGAAUGUUAUGAUUGACCAUGUUAUGCGUGUACGGUGUAACGCGCAGUAUGAUAAAGAUGGUGAGGUAGCUGCUCGGGGCACUGUUCUACGGGACUUGCUGGAGCAGUUACAGGAGGAGUCCAGGGCGUUCUUCGGCCGGUCUCCGCCGCGGUCAGCGUGGAGACUGGAUUUUGGAUCCGAGUAUGCGGACCGGAUCCUCCAGGCGAAUGAGUCGGCUUUGACAGAGGAUCUCGUGGCGACGGUUACCAUGUUCACGGCUGUUUCUGUGGAACGGGCGCUGGUGGACUUUGUGCUGCCUAGAGCAGAAGAACUCGGUGGGUUGGAGCCAAGCAGGGUGAUAGUCAGUGGAGGCGGGACGAGGAACUGUACGCUGGUGAGGUUCCUGCGUGAGAGGUUAGCAGCUCAUGGAGUGGAUGUGUGUCUUAGUGAUGAGGUUGGGCUGCCAGCGGCGUAUAAGGAGGCGAUCAAGUUUGCUACGUUGGGGUUUGCGGCGAAGAGAGGCAUUGCCAAUAACAUUCCAAAGGCGAGUGGUGCUGAGAGGUUUGCAGUAUUGGGGAAGAUGACUCUUGCGCCGGGGGUAGCCAGGAUUUAA
Molecule: messenger RNA, 1206 nt
Organism: Aspergillus puulaauensis
Lineage: Eukaryota; Fungi; Ascomycota; Eurotiomycetes; Eurotiales; Aspergillaceae
Exons: 1
Coding region: 1-1206 (401 amino acids)
Biological process (GO): peptidoglycan turnover; amino sugar metabolic process
Molecular function (GO): phosphotransferase activity, alcohol group as acceptor; ATP binding
Source: RefSeq, a predicted model, not a curated record